Syzygium oleosum is the source of this 1571-nucleotide messenger RNA. RefSeq names its product BES1/BZR1 homolog protein 2-like. The record is from RefSeq and is a predicted model, not a curated record. Gene Ontology annotation, biological process: brassinosteroid mediated signaling pathway; DNA-templated transcription. Lineage: Eukaryota; Viridiplantae; Streptophyta; Magnoliopsida; Myrtales; Myrtaceae. The transcript is spliced from 2 exons. Gene Ontology annotation, molecular function: DNA-binding transcription factor activity. The coding region runs from base 281 to 1243 and encodes 320 amino acids.
AGGGGAGGAGAGAGAGAGAGAGGGAAGAAUCUCAGCGCCCUUCUGCCACAUGAAAGAUUAAAGAAAGCAGAGCACUCUGAAAUAAAUAAACAAAGGAACCCUGGACCUCGACCUCGUGAAAGAGGAAUAGCACCAGCAGAGAGAGAAAGAAACGCCCCCGCACCCCACCAAAACACACAGAGACUUUCUUAGGAGAGGGAGAGAGAGAGAGAGAGAGAGAGAGAAACAGAGAAAACAGGAAGUGGGGUUUGCAGAGAGAGAGAGAGAGAGGGGGUAAAGAAUGGCCGGAGGGGCCUCAGGGAGGCUUCCGACAUGGAAGGAGAGGGAGAACAACAAGAGGAGGGAGAGGAGGAGGAGAGCCAUAGCCGCCAAGAUAUACACGGGCCUCAGAGCUCAGGGGAACUACAAGCUCCCCAAGCACUGCGACAACAAUGAGGUCUUGAAAGCUCUGUGCGCUGAAGCCGGUUGGGUCGUCGAAGAAGAUGGUUCUACUUAUCGAAAGGGAAGCAAGCCACCUCCGGGCGAAUUCACAGGCACUUCAGCAAACAUCAGCGCAUGCUCCUCAAUUCAACCAAGUCCACAAUCCUCGGCAUUUCCGAGCCCUGUCCCGUCCUACCAUGCCAGCCCCACUUCGUCGUCCUUCCCUAGCCCUACCCGGUUCGAUGCCAAUCCGUCCUCGUACCUCCUUCCGUUCCUCCGUAACAUCGCUUCCAUCCCGGCAAAUCUCCCUCCCUUGAGAAUUUCCAACAGUGCCCCAGUGACGCCUCCUCUCUCUUCCCCGACUUCUCGGAACUCGAAGCGGAAACCUGACUGGGAAUCCAUCUCCAGUGGCUCCCUACAUAAGUCCUCCUUCCGCCACCCUCUGUUCGCGGCCUCUGCUCCCUCCAGUCCCACUCGCCGCCAAAACAUGACGCCUCCAACAAUCCCAGAGUGCGACGAGUCGGAUGCCUCCACAGUGGACUCUGGCAGAUGGGUGAGCUUCCACCAAAACAUGGUGGUGGCUGCGGCAGCUCCGCCUUCGCCUACGUUUAAUCUGGUCAAAUCUGCGAGUCAACAGGGUCCUCUCAAGGAUGGAGUUGAACAAAACGGCAGUUUAGGUUGGGGAGCAUCGUCUGACAGGGGUUGGGGCUCUGAAUUUGAGUUUGAGAAUGGAAGAGUUAAGCCUUGGGAAGGUGAGAGGAUUCAUGAGAUUGGGGUGGAAGAUCUGGAGCUCACACUAGGGAGCAGCAAGGCUCGUGCUUGAGCAUUUCGCAAACUCUUGCCGAUCAACAAUCUUAAUGAUGUGGCUCAUCUGAUUCGGGGACUCUACACAUUCCGGCCGCCUACUAUGUCUCUUGAAACUGUGUUGCGAAGUGCCAUUUUAAAGAGGAAACUCUAGCUUGAUCUCAUGUGACCCGAACCCUUUUCCUUAAAAGAUUAUGUAUAGUUAAUUUUUUCAGUUGGAGCAUUCGCUGUGAAAGGUCCUUUCCAAUUCAAUUAUGAGAGAGCAAAUGCUCGGUCUGCCUCCUUGACCUCUAUUUACAAUCAUUCGAAUGAUGGCAAGAUUAUGCAGAAGCUCGGUUCGAAGGUCA